Nycticebus coucang (slow loris) is the source of this 7330-nucleotide messenger RNA. RefSeq names its product NCK associated protein 5 (gene NCKAP5). Gene Ontology annotation, cellular component: microtubule plus-end. The transcript has 16 exons. The record is from RefSeq and is a predicted model, not a curated record. NCBI's taxonomy places the organism in Eukaryota, Metazoa, Chordata, Mammalia, Primates, Lorisidae. The coding region runs from base 442 to 6078 and encodes 1878 amino acids. Gene Ontology annotation, biological process: microtubule depolymerization; microtubule bundle formation.
CACGCCGAGCAGCCCGCCGGGCGCUCCGGGGCAGCUCUUCAACGUGCGCCUCCGGGAAGAAAGUGGCACAGCCCACCCGAGGGGCCUCCCUGAGUGCAAGUGAAACGUCCCGUGGCUGAUAGGGCGCUGGGACACCUGGAGGCAGGCGCUAGGGGCACCGGCGGCGGAACACAACAAAGCAGAGGAGUGCGAGGUGCCCGAGCUGUGGGGCGCGCGUGGCCCGGGCUACCUCCGCGCUCUGGACAUGGCAAGUUUGUCAACUCCAGGCUCUGCAGCCAGCUUCUGGCUGCCCCCGAAGUGACGGCACCGCAGGGUCUACCCCUGGGGGGCGGCGCCCACCCCGGCCCCGGCCCGCAGCAGAAUGCUCCACCGCAGGCCAGGGAGAAGUUGGCAGUGGCCAGACUGCAGCGAGAAGUUGCCCAGAGGACAAGUGAGGGGGCCAUGCAUGAGAAGCUGAUACAUGAACUGGAAGUGGAGAGACACUUACGUCUUCAGAGUGAGAAGCGGUUGCAGGAGGUGACCCUGGAGUCUGAGCGCACCAGGAUUCAGAUGCAUGGCCUGCAGCAGCAGUUCUCCAGGAUGGAAGAAACAGUACGAAAUCUAUUGCAGAGUCAAGGACCUCCAGAGCAGAAAAAAGAAGACACUCUUAGUAUAAUGGUCUAUCAGGAAAAACUGUCAGAAGAAGAGAGAAAACAUAAGGAAGCUCUGGAAGAUCUUCACAUGGUGGUAGAUGAAGAUUCAAGAAGUGAAAGCAGCAGUGCAGAUGAAGGCAAAGAAAAGACCAAAUUGCUGUUAGAGAGACUCAAAGCUUUAGAGGCAGAGAAUUCAGCCUUGGCUUUGGAAAAUGAAAAUCAAAGAGAACAGUAUGAAAGAUGUCUCGAUGAGAUAGCCAACCAAGUUGUUCAAGCUCUGCUCACUCAAAAGGAUCUAAGAGAAGAAUGUGUAAAGUUGAAAACAAGAGUGUUUGAUUUGGAACAACAGAACCGAACAUUAAGCAUCCUAUUCCAACAGCGUGUCAGACCAACUUCGGAUCUGCUCCUGCAGAAACUUCAAUCACGCAUCUUAGAUCUUUCAUCUGGAGAUUUGCUUUCAGAAGUGGAAAGAAGCAGAAGUUUGACACAGUCACGAACUGAGGUUGAGCUGCACGAAUACCAACUGAAUGCAAAAUCGGGAACCCCAGCUUUGAAAUGCCCAGGCUUGGGGAUUGUUGUCCCUGGUCAUCUCUGUCCUCGCAACAGCUGCAGCAGCAGUGAACUGUCUCUUUCAAGCACCUGCAGCGAGUACUCCAGUGGCUCCUCCUACACAUGGCAUGAUGGGAAGAACCUCAGGAAAAGGCAAUCAUCACAACACUGGGAUAAAAGGCUAAGUAUUGAUUCUUCGCUCCCAAGUGGCUUUGCUAGCCCUACGGAUGAACUACCUCCAACUCGUAUCAAGGAAUCCCACAUUUUGGAAGGGCUAAGAAAACUACAGAAGCGAAAAGUAUUACUUGAGCCCCCAUCAGUGAUAAGCAAAUGGGGUUACAAAGAUUGUAUGAACUCAAAUGAAGGAAUAUACUCUCCAGGGAUUAAGAGUAGCAGUGUCAAGGAGUGUUCUCCCUGCAAAACAACUGACACAGGGAGCCCCCACAAGAAGCCUCACAAUGCAUUUGUCUUUGAUACAGAUUCCCACGAUGAAGCCAAUGACAGCUCUUCUUCCUUAGUAUUGCUCCAGGCAGCCCCAAGCCAAGGCUGCAGGCCACACGGUAGCAAGUUGACUCACAGUGUUUCUGACAGUCUGUUUGGCUGGGAGCCAGAUAAAAAACACUGUUCAGAAGGCACGUCCUCAGUUUAUCCCAGUGAAAGGCCUGAAAAGCUGACAAGUUGUGCCAAUACCUGUCCCUUGGAGAGGAACCUGUGCCCAAGUGUUCAGGCACCUCAGGUGCCAAGGGAGAGAAAUCCAUACAGCCAAGGCCAUGGCCACAUGGCUCUCAACCCCCAGCUUUCAGACACUGACGACAACGAAACCCUCAGUGAAUUGCACAUAGAGAGCAGUGAUGAGAAAAGUCCUUCAGAUUUGUCCUUGACUGCAGACACUGACAAGUCCUUGGAGAACCUGGAUGUCCUCAUGAGAUUUGGAAAAUCUCAACUUGAGUCUCCUGGUGAGGAGGGAAAACAAGUGCCCAUCCACGUAGAGACUAGACCAAAGACAUUUAGUUUCAUUAAGCAGCAAAGGGUUGUAAAAAGGACUUCUUCAGAAGAAUGUAUUACGGUAAUAUUUGAUGCAGAAGAUGGUGAGCCCAUUGAAUUCAGCUCUCACCAGACUGGAGUUGUCACUGUUACCAGAAAUGAAAUUUCCAUCAAUUCAUCUCCUACCGGACCCACGGCAGAACACACUGAACUUUUACCUCAGGGACUUACUUGUUUACAGCCAGGAACAGCUGCAAGAGACUAUCCUUUCUUCAAAAGAUCUGAAGAGGAAACUGAGAAACACAUUCCAAAAGCUAAUGGCGAUAAUGUUCCCAUGGUGCCCACUGAAUCUUUGAGCCCCAGGACGGUGAUACAAAAUACUCAGCAACAAAGGCUGGCCAGGCCAACACACCGUGUGGCAUGCCAGGGUAGUUCCAGGUCCUUAGCAGCCAUGGGCAUAUAUCAAAAGCAAAGUCUGAUGACGAAAAUACCUGCCAGGGGCAAGUCUUCACCUCAGAAAUCAAAAUUAAUGGAGCCUGAAGCCUCAACACUAGUCCCUUCUUCUGGCCCGGUGACUCUUGAAAAAUCACCAGCGUUAGCCCCUGGGAGACUCUCACGGUUCACUAAGACUGAAAGCCCAGGUCCUCUCUUUCAAUUACGACCAGAUCCACACAUUCCAAAACACCCCACCCAACUUCCUCAUAGCUCCAGAGUGUCCAGCAGGAAGGACUGGGUCCAGUGCUCCAUGAGCCAGACUCCCGGAUCACAGUCAAAACCCCUCAUGGAGCCUAGUGAUAGUGGAGAGCUCCCCACAAGGGACGAACGCUGCAAAUCUGGGCUAGAGGUAGGAGCGAGAUCUCCUUCUCCCCCAACCCCUCCUGGAAGGUCAGUCUCCCUGCUGACCAGGCCCAGCCAUGACUACUUGCCACCACCUUCAACUUCCAAGCCCGAACCCAGGGUCCCCAGUGAAACAGCAAGGAUACUGUUCAAAUCCCCUUUGGUGAAAGGAACUUCUGCUCCCGUUACUUCUUCUCCUCAGGCCAAGGUGGAAGUACAGAGAAAGAAACCUUCUGUGGCCUUCAAAAAGCCUGUCUUCUCCCACCCUCUGCCCUCAGAAUCAGUGGUUCAGUCCAGAUGCCCUGCUCAUACUCCCUCCAACUCAUUCGCCGUGAUGGCCCCGGGGCCUCCAAAGGUCUCUCCAAAGAGAUGUGUCCCCAGAACCUCUCCUCACCAAACUCUUGGGAGCACACAAACAGACACAGAAUUACGGGCUCCUAAGAAUUGUCCUUUAACGCAUGAGCCACUGGAAAUAUCAUGCUCUAAAAGUGUGUCUCCGGGAAGAAAGGGACAAUGGAAUGACAGUGCGUCCACAUCCCCCAAGCCCUCCUUCUUAGGGGCAAAUGAGUCGCCAUCAUCUCAGGUUAGCAGUGUCUCAUUGUCAUCGUCAUCCUCCAAAAGCCAUAGUGCCCCCCAUGGUUGUCAGAGCACUCAUGAGAAAGGGCCAAAAACUCGCCUCCCAGUGGGACUCAAGAUUCUCAUGAAGUCUCCCCAGUUGCUCAGGAAAAGUUCCACGGUGCCAGGGAAACAUGAAAAAGACAGUUUAAAUGAAGCUUCCAAAAGUUCUGUGGCUGUGAGUAAGUCUAAGCCUGAGGACUCCAGGAAUCCAGCAAACCUUGAUGAGACCUCAGAGGGUGACAGAAAUGUGACUACACUGGGUUUACAGGCACAGGGCAGUUUAGCCGAAGGGCUUCCCCUGGAAGCAGCAUUGCCAGAGUCACUGGAAAAUGGGAUCCUUGGCGCCGAUGGAAGAGAUGGGGCAGAAAAAAGAUCUGUGAAAAGAUCCCUUUCCUCCAGCAAGCCACACCUCAAACCCGCUCUCGGCAUGAAUGGCGCCAAAGCCCGCAGUCAGAGCUUCAGCGCUCACUCAGGAGACAAGCCCUCCACACCACCUGUGGAAGGGCUGGGCAAAGUCCGCACUCAGAUCAUUACCAACACUGCUGAGAGAGGCAAUUCUCUGACCCGGCAGAACUCCUCCAUGGAAGGCUCUCCCAGCAAGACCCCUUCUGCCCCCAUGUCUGAGAGUCUCCCCAGUGCUGGGCGGUCCUUGGUGCCCCCCUCCUCCAGGCACAGCUCCCUGGGGAGCUCAGGCAGCUCCAGCAGUCAACAUGGGAGUCCAGGCAAAUUGCCUUUGAGGAUCCCUCCAAAGUCUGAAGGGCCCCUCACCCCACCUGGAAAGGAGGAGCAGCAGGGAGAGUGUCCCAGUGUGGCUGUGCCGAUACAACCAGCUAGUGACCUCUGCAGGUGCCCUCCCACCCCAACAGACUGCCCUCCAGCCCUGCAGAGCUCGGGGAGGAUGCAGCAUCCAAGCUAUUUUGAAACAAGCAGGACACCCAAGCUAGAAACUUCUGGAAGGCAUCCAGAUGCCUCCACAACUAGGACUGGUGCUUUGAGCUCAGAAGCCCCCCUGUCACCCACAAUCGAAGAAAAGGUCAUGUUGUGCAUUCAGGAAAAUGUGGAAAAGGGCCAAGUGCAAACAAAAUCCCCCUCUGUGGAAGCAAAGCAGAAGCCCAGCCCUUCUUUUGCCAGCUGGUUUGGUUUUCGGAAGAGUAGACUUCCAGCUCUCAAUAGCAAGAAAAUGGAUGUCUCCAAAACCAAAGUGGAAAAAAAAGAUCCAAAAGUCUUGGGAUUUGGAAACAAACAACUAAAAUCAGAAAGAAAAAAAGAGAAAAAGAAGCCUGAGCUACAAUGUGAGAUGGAAAAUGAGCUUAUCAGGGACAUGAAGCCAGCAGAUAGUCCAGACUGUGGUUCACAAAGGAAAAUGCCACAAGACAUUUACAAGCAAACGAAGUAUGAACCAAAAAAUAGAACCAGCCCUGUUACAUGUUCAUCAAAAGAUACCUUCCUGACAGAACUUUUGAACAGAGUGGAUAAGAAAGCAGCUCAACAGACAGAAAGUGGAUCAAAUAAUGUUUUCGGCAAGAAUACGCUAAAGGGCAGUUCACAGGGCUCCUGUCUCACCAGCAGCUCUAUCAGCACUCAAGGAAACCACAAGAAAAACAUCAAAACCAAAGCUGAUACGGAAAUACCAAAAGACUCCCUGACAAAAGACGCUAAUGAAAACUUGGAAGAGGAUGAAGAAGAUACAAUCGCAGAUUCUGCAUUUCAGAGCCACAUCAUAGAAUCAAACUGCCAGAUGAGAACACUGGACAGUGGAAUCGGAACCUUCCCUCUCCCAGACUCGGGAAAUCGCUCAACCGGACGUUACAUAUGCCAGCCAGACUCCCCAGAGGACACUGAGUCCCUCCUGCCCCUCCAGCCAGCCCUUUCUGCACCUUCUUCUAUCAGAGCCCAAACCCUUGAACGUGAAGUGCCUUCCUCCACAGACAGACAGCACCCUCCAGACAGCGCCAUUGUUCAUUCCGCCUCCGACACGGUCAUGACUGCCAGAGGGAUGCAACCUCUUCAAAGCCGCCUCCCCAAACCAGCCUCCUCAGGAAAAAUCAGUUCCCAAAAGCAGAACGAAGCAGAGCCAAGGCCUCAGACUUGCUCAUCAUUUGAAUAUACUGAAAACACCAUGGCAAACGAGCAGCUUCCAGACUGGAGAAGUGAGGAUGUCACUGCUGAGACCCAGAAAUUGAAACGACUUGAAGAAACAAAAGAAGAUCCUGAGAAUAGAUUAUCUAAAAUUUCCCUGGAGUCAUUCAAUAAAUUUAACAGCAACACUGUGAUUUUAUUAGAAAAAGAGAAGAACUCUCUGAACAAGGGUGAAGGACAAAAGGAAGAAAAAGAGAAAAACAAAGAGGCAUCUUUGAGUAGCUCCGAGAGGCCAGGGGUAGACAAGAUGGAAUCUCUGAGUGAUUCUUUAUAUGAUAGCUUCUCUUCCUGUGCCAGUCAAGGUUCCAAUGAUGUAUAAAGGACUUUUCUUUCCUUAGUGAACUGGGAACAGAGCACUUAAGAAACAGGGUGGGAGUGGGGGGUUGUGGGAGGGAAGGCUGGGGUAGAGAUGAGAACAAUAAACUAUUGUAACACCAGAGCCUACAUUGUCAAGUUCACAGCAGGCAACCCACCAGAGCUUACUUCUCUGAUAGGGCAAUAAAGACAGACUCCAUUUGUUGUUUUGAGGAGGAUUAAAGGUAAACACACCUACCAUACAGAAUUCUUAAUUUUGCACUUUUUUUGGAAUACUUGUACAGAAGUUGUAAAUUUUUUUGGAAGAGAAAUUAUAUUUGUAGCGAAAGAAAAGGAAGACAGCAAUAAAUUGAAUCAGUGCCAUGCUCUUGAAAUGAUAUACUAUGUCUUAGAGGUUAAUGAUAAUAUGUAUUUUUUAAUCCCAGCUAAAGUUUUUCUUAAAUUCAUUGUCCUACUCCUCAAAUUGUUUGUGGGCACAAUCUGUAAACCUAAAGCAGGGCCUGCCAAAAAAACAGAAGGUUCAUGGUCAUCUCCAGCUCACAGUCUCAAUUUGAUAGAAAUGUUAAUUUUAGUGCAAUUUCAGAAUUGUGGCCAGAAAGAUUCAGGGUUUAGUAAUGUGUAAUUCUACUUCUAUUGAAAAAUGAAAAGGGUCCUGAACGGUGGACACUGGUUGAGAGUGUGACACUAUCAGAAAUGACCUAAUUCUAUUUCCAACAGCAGCUUUUCCCUCCAGACAUCUCUUGACAUCCUCUUCUCUUUAGUGCAACUCUGUGAUUCUGAAUAGUAUUUGAUUUUUAUCUUCUUGCUCUUUUUAUUAAAAUCUGGGUACUCCAAAAAUGAAAGCAAAUUUCUGCUUGCAGUGUCCACUUUUUUAAAAAAUAAAAUGAAUGGUUGGUGCUACAAAAAACUCUUUUUUAAUAUUCUUUUUUUCUACAAAGACUGUUCAUAUGUAAGGAUAAAUUCUAUUUUAAAGGUUAUGUGUAUUUUUUCUAGAUGUGAACUAUUUAUAAUUGCUUUUGUACAGGAGCUUGUAAACUAGGCAUAAUAGAAAUAUUUUUAGGAUCUAUAUGGUUACUUUAGCACCUCCUUGUUUCUUUGAAGAGUAUUGUAUGAUCAGUGUUACUGGGUUAAUUUGUGCAAUUUGUUAUAUUUGAGUUUUAUCUUAAAUGAAAAUUAUGUAAAAUGUCCUUGUCUUUCAGACUUUAAAAAAACCUUUUGUUUUAUUUCUGAAUAAAAGUUUUCUCACAAUUACACCC